CUUUAUUCUUGUAAUUUAGGUAGUCUUUCCAUCUUGGUUUUGCUACUUUGAAGCUUAAUGAAUUGUGAUAAACAUGGGAGCUUCAGUUUUGCAAGGAUGGCGGGCUGUCCAGAACCCAAGUGGCGGAGAAGGAGACCCGGUGGGUUAAACCUUCUGAUGGAACAAUCAAGAUUAAUGUUGAUAGAGCCACAGAUGAUCAUCGGGGAUGUAGAGUUUGGGGAUAGGUUGCGAGAGACCACAAUGGCGAGCUUAUAUGAGGAGGAUGGGAAAAUUAUUCUGCAGAUUGGUCAGCAAUCAUCACAUAGGCUCUUGGAGUUAGAGAGGCUGCCCCAUGGGCACAUAAUAAGGGAUGGAACAGAGUUGUGAUAGAAACAUACGUUCAGCCGGUUACAACAAGACUGGAUGAAGAUUCAGGAGACUAAUAUUUUGAAACUAUCAGGGGUGAUAUUAGGCACAUUCUUCAUAAUGAAGUUAGGUUUAUUGUCCAGUAUUUCGAUUGUAGCAUGAGUUAGCGUUGUAUUUCGAGCCAGUUGACGAAU
Molecule: messenger RNA, 539 nt
Organism: Cuscuta epithymum
Lineage: Eukaryota; Viridiplantae; Streptophyta; Magnoliopsida; Solanales; Convolvulaceae
Source: the annotation of a GenBank genome assembly